AUGAGCCGCUCCUCACCAAUAGCUUUGAUUCUUGGUGGAUGCUGCUGCAACGUGUACCUGUUUGAGGAACUCACUAGAGAUGAAAGGUUCAUUUCCCAAGCCCCGAACUUGGGAACUACGAUCACCCUAUGUCAGUUUGUUUUCGUGCUGUUAGCGUGUCUACCGAGUCAGCUUGAAGGUGUGUUCCUUAGGAAACCUGCAAUCCCACUACUGAAGCUAAUAUUUCUUGUCAUUCUUUAUUUUGCCACUUCGGUGUUGAACAAUCUGGCCUGGCGCUAUGGCAUCUCUGUGCCAAUUCACAUAGUGUUCAGGUCAAGCAGUACUGUAAUGUCUAUGAUCGUGGGUUACGUCAUUGGUGGGAAUUUGUACCUGAAGCACCAAGUGAUGCUGUGCGUUUCGAUGACCGUGGGUACAAUUUUGGUGAUAUUGCAAAGGCAAGAAAACAGCGAUGCCGCGUCUUACAACCAUCUAUUCUUCUGUGGUGUUGCUGUGCUCACAUUUGCCUCGUUCUUGGGCGCCUACAUGGGUCUCUACACGGAGAAAUUAUACCAAAGGUACGGAUCUCAUUGGCAAGAAACCCAGUUUUACACUCAUUUUUUGGCAUUGCCUACAUUACUUUUCCUUGGACCGGCAGUAUUCACAGAUCUCGAAGUUAUACGAAACUCUGAAUCUGUUUUUCUUGGUUUGCCCAGGGGAAUUGUGCUUCUUCUAGUCAAUGCAACAACCCAACUUGUCUGUACUCUGGGAGUCAACAGACUAGCCAGCACCUCCUCCUCUUUGACAGUGGCGGUGAUCUUGCUCGCCAGAAAGUUUGUCAGUUUGGCUAUCAGUGCUUACAUUCACGGUUCAUCUUUUACGACCCAGGGAAUCGUUGGCUCGAUAAUAAUUGUUGUUGCAACAAUUCACUACGCCGUUGCUAGUAAGGUAGAGAAGGCAACCGAACAGAAAAUAAAGACACAUUAG
This is a messenger RNA of Candidozyma auris, 963 nucleotides long. It is a transcript of the gene YEA4, whose product is annotated as Yea4p. The transcript has a single exon. Gene Ontology annotation, biological process: transmembrane transport. Gene Ontology annotation, molecular function: UDP-N-acetylglucosamine transmembrane transporter activity. The record is from RefSeq and is a predicted model, not a curated record. Bases 1 to 963 code for a protein of 320 amino acids. Lineage: Eukaryota; Fungi; Ascomycota; Pichiomycetes; Serinales; Metschnikowiaceae. Gene Ontology annotation, cellular component: endoplasmic reticulum membrane; Golgi membrane.